AUGGCUCAGCGGAGUGAUGACAACAACGUUUGUAAGCGAAAGCGUCUUACCGGGAGCUCUAAGUGGACAAUGAAUGCUAUUUCACGACAGAUAGCUGAACGUCAGGCCAAUUUAGACAUCGAAAAUAUGGUUAUGUUACAGCAAGACCAAUCCAGCGAAAAAAUUUGUGGCAGUAUAAGUCCGAUGGAUUUGGAAGUUUCUCCAAUAUAUGUGGAAUCGGAUUUCUCACAAGAGCCUAAGAAUAUGAAGGCUUCUUUUUUCUUUAAUGAUGAAAUGGAACUGCAAGAUAUCGCCGAAAACCAGGUGUUGUCAACUCCCACUCAAUUAAUAGGAUGUUCCCCUGAUGUCGAAUCCAUUUUGAUGGAAUCUGAAUUCCCAGAGGCAGAGUUUGACGAGGAGUUCAACAUUAUUUAUGAAGAUGAUAAUGAAGAUCCAGAUGAGGAAGAUCUUGAACUAUGCGAAAAAGCGGGAAAUGAAUUUGAUCGCAUUCAAAUUGUACGAUUACUUUCAGCUGCAUUCUAUUUGAAACAUGGUUUGUCUAAGUCAGGCCUUGGGGAUUUUCUUGACAUUUUAAAUGUUUCUUCUGGGCUUAAUCAAGACGACGAGCUUAGAAGUCCAUAUUUGUUUAUGAAAAGAUAUGGGCUUUUAAAAGGCGACCUGAAAAGGAUUUAUCCGUGUUCUACAUGCUCCAAGACACUGAAAAACGGUGAGAGUGAAUAUCCGACAGAAAUUCAGCCCUGUGGUCACAAUUAUUGCAAGGAAACAUCAGACAAAUGCUACACUCUGUUGCUCCCCGUUGAAGAACAAGUGAGAUUUUUUCUCCGUCACCAUGGAAUUCAAAAAAUUCCACAAGAAACUCUUGAUCAAGAUAGAAAAGGCGACGUCUUUACUGGGGAUCGUUACAAGCAGUACGUGAAAGACGGUCUCAUCAACGAGCGAACAGUAACCAUGCAAAUUAACACAGAUGGCGCUCAAAAAUUGAAAUCGAGUAAAUAUUCCUUCUGGCCCUUUAUGGGUACUGUAAACGAAACGGGUUAUAAAACCCGACGAUCAAAUGUCAUUUUAAUGGCUUUUUGGUUUGGUAACAAGAAACCCCCAAGAAACGUAUUUGUGGAUCCUUGCGUCGAUCCUCCGCAAUUCGAUACAACCAGGAGGCCCGGAACAGUUUACGGUGAAGAUUUAUUUACGACCAAUCAGAUGACAACACGUCCACCCGAAGAUGAACGAGUCCAUUUCAAACAAUGGACAGCCCACAACGACAACUUAAGGUCGUCAACAGCACAUUCCGUCGAUUUAAAUCGCAACACAAGAUCAGUUUUUCGUCUCCCGAAAUUAGACUUAAAACCCUACGACGGCGAUCCGAAAAAAUGGCUCGACCUCAUUGCAAUUUUUAGAGAUUUGGUUCAUCCUGACAGCAGCUUGUCAGCAACAGAAAAAAUGGCGUUACUCAAGCGAUCUCUAUCAGAAGAAAUCCGAAAUGGACUGGGUAACUCACUCAGCAGCUCGGCUUUGUACAGUGAAGCUUUGACCGAGCUCGAAAGUACUUAUGGAUAUCCUCAAAUUCUAUCAAGAGCAUACAUCCAAUAUCUGAUCGAGUUGCCGAAAGUGAACAACAACGACUACAAGACACUGAUCAAGUUUUCGCAAACCCUCAACGGAGCAGUAUCUUCUUUAAAAAACGAAGGUUACGAGCACGAGCUGAAAGCAUCGGGCUUGCUCGAGCUCAUUUUGGCCAAGCUUCCAGUGGAAUUAUAA
Molecule: messenger RNA, 1755 nt
Organism: Daphnia magna
Lineage: Eukaryota; Metazoa; Arthropoda; Branchiopoda; Diplostraca; Daphniidae
Source: RefSeq, a predicted model, not a curated record